AUGAGUCACACCAACAUUACCAUCUUCCAUCCUGCAGUUUUUGUCCUACUUGGCAUCCCUGGGUUGGAGACUUAUCACAUUUGGCUGUCAAUACCUCUUUGCCUCAUUUACAUCACUGCAGUCCUGGGAAACAGCAUCCUGAUAGUGGUUAUUGUCAUGGAACGUAACCUUCAUGAGCCCAUGUAUUUCUUCCUCUCCAUGCUUGCCGUCACGGACAUCCUGCUGUCUACCACCACUGUGCCCAAGGCCCUAGCCAUCUUUUGGCUUCAAGCACAUAACAUUGCUUUUGAUGCCUGUGUCACCCAAGUCUUCUUUGUCCAUAUGAUGUUUGUGGGGGAGUCAGCUAUCCUGUUAGCCAUGGCCUUUGAUCGCUUUGUGGCCAUUUGUGCCCCACUGAGAUAUACAACAGUGCUAACAUGGCCUGUUGUGGGAAGGAUUGCUCUGGCCAUCAUCACCCGAAGCUUCUGCAUCAUCUUCCCAGUCAUAUUCUUGCUGAAGCGGCUGCCCUUCUGCUGAACCAACAUUGUUCCUCAUUCCUACUGUGAGCAUAUUGGAGUGGCUCAUUUAGCCUGUGCUGACAUCACUGUUAACAUUUGGUAUGGCUUCUCAGUGCCCAUUGUCAUGGUCAUCUUGGAUGUGAUCCUCAUCGCUGUGUCUUACUCACUGAUCCUCCGAGCAGUGUUUCGUUUGUCCUCCCAGGAUGCUCGGCACAAGGCCCUCAGCACUUGUGGCUCCCACCUGUGUGUCAUCCUUAUGUUUUAUGUUCCAUCCUUCUUUACCUUAUUGACCCACCGUUUUGGGCGUAAUAUUCCUCAACAUGUCCAUAUCUUGCUGGCCAAUCUUUAUGUUUCAGUGCCACCAAUGCUGAACCCCAUUGUCUAUGGUGUGAAGACUAAGCAGAUACGUGAGGGUGUAGCCCACCUGUUCUUUGACAUCAAGACUUGGUGCUGUACCUCCCCUCUGGGCUGA
Messenger RNA from Pongo pygmaeus (Bornean orangutan), 969 nucleotides. It is a transcript of the gene OR52B2, whose product is annotated as olfactory receptor family 52 subfamily B member 2. The transcript has a single exon. NCBI's taxonomy places the organism in Eukaryota, Metazoa, Chordata, Mammalia, Primates, Hominidae. The record is from RefSeq and is a predicted model, not a curated record. Gene Ontology annotation, biological process: G protein-coupled receptor signaling pathway. Gene Ontology annotation, molecular function: olfactory receptor activity; G protein-coupled receptor activity. Gene Ontology annotation, cellular component: plasma membrane.